Mangifera indica (mango) is the source of this 780-nucleotide messenger RNA. Its product is annotated as 60S ribosomal protein L21-1. Gene Ontology annotation, molecular function: structural constituent of ribosome. Bases 86 to 580 code for a protein of 164 amino acids. Gene Ontology annotation, biological process: translation. Gene Ontology annotation, cellular component: cytosolic large ribosomal subunit; ribosome. The transcript is spliced from 2 exons. NCBI's taxonomy places the organism in Eukaryota, Viridiplantae, Streptophyta, Magnoliopsida, Sapindales, Anacardiaceae. The record is from RefSeq and is a predicted model, not a curated record.
AUGCCUAGGGUUUUAGUCACCACCCAUUCACCUCUGCUUCUUCUUCAACUCGUAGAGAGAGAAAGCUCUCAGAACGUGAGGGAAAAUGCCGGCCGGUCAUGGUGUGAGAGCGAGAACAAGGGAUCUCUUUGCCAGGGGAUUCAGAAAGAAGGGUUACAUCCCAUUAUUGACCUAUCUUAGAACUUACAAGAUCGGUGAUUAUGUUGACGUCAAGGUUAAUGGCGCCGUUCACAAGGGAAUGCCCCACAAGUUCUACCAUGGUCGCACUGGCCGCGUUUGGAACGUCACCAAACGCGCCAUCGGUGUCGAGGUCAACAAGCAGGUGGGUAACAGGAUAAUUAGGAAGAGGAUCCAUGUUCGUGUGGAGCAUGUGCAGCCAUCCAGGUGUACCGAGGAACUCAAGCUGAGGAAGAAGAAGAAUGAUGAACUCAAGGCUGAAGCAAAGGCCAGGGGUGAGGUCAUCAGUACAAAGAGACAACCAGAGGGCCCUAAACCAGGUUUCAUGGUGGAAUGUGCAACAUUGGAAACCGUCACACCCAUUCCAUAUGAUGUUGUUAACGAUCUGAAGGGAGGUUACUAGGUUGUUUUCCUUGCUUUGUUCUUGCUGUUUUUGUUAUUCGGUGGAUAACAUUUUGAGAACUAAAUCAGCUUAUUUGGAUGCAUUUUCAUCCGAAAUAGUCUUUUAUUAUUAUUGUUUUUUGAAGAGGUACUGCACCACUAGAGAUGUUUAUUUAAUCACUUUUUACAUUAGAAACAAGGAUGCUUUGAAUUCCAAGUUAA